GGAGUUGUUUAUAUAGCCAUUAAGGGUUCCCUACAUGCCAGUGACUGCUCUGUUUUUGGUCUUGGCAAUGAAGAAAUUAGAGCCCUUUCUAAAAAGUUUCCUGGUUCCGGGAAUGUUGUGAAUGGUGUUUCCAUAAAAUCUAAUGUACUGAGCGCUCUAAAUUCACUUGGUCAGCUUGGUUACAAAAUUAUUUCCAGCACUGGUGAAACAGAGAUCACUUGGACCCUUCAGCGUUACAUAUAAGCAUUAAAAAGCUCCCCUUACUCCAUCACACUCAUUUUAUGUUUAAUAAGCAAAUAUGGAUCACCCUCAUGAAUGUGACCACUCAAGCUGCACCCAUGCUAAUGCAUCUGUUAGUCAAACAUUGUCUGAAAUGGAUUGGGAAAGGGGCUUGUGGCAUGCAGCUUUCUAUGGUGAUGAAGAAAAGGUAGUAUCAUUGAUAAGUAAAGCUAGGAACAGCAAGGUGACUGUAAACUCCCCAGACAAUGCGGGGUACACUCCCUUGCACUAUGCUGCACGAAAAGGCUAUGUAGAAAUUUGUAAGAUACUGAUACAAAAUGGUGCAUUAAUUGAUGCACAGACCAAAAGUGGACUAGCAACUCCUUUACACAAAGCUGCUGUUGCAGGUAAAAUCGAGACGAUUAAAUUUCUAAUACAGUCUGGAGCUCGAGUUGAUAUCCAAGAUGCCGAUCGUCAAACAAUUCUACAUAAAGCUAUAGAAAACAAACACUUUGAUCUGGUUAACUAUUUGGUGGAAACAUACCCAGAACUCAAAGCCAUGACAGAUGUAAAAGGUCGCUGUGCAACCGACUAUAUGUCAGGACCUAAUGAUUGAAGUUUAACCUCUUUUAAACAAGCUUGAAAUGGAUGCACUAAGGUCACUAAACACCUUAUAUUCUAGAAUUGCUGUUAAUAUGUAAGUGCACUUUUCUACAAUGUGUUAGUUGGACUUUAGCAUCAAGCUGUAAUUACUAUUAUUUAUUUUAAUAGCAUUAUGCAUGUUAGUUUGUUAAAGUGCUAUGUAUAUCUUUUAAUGCUGUUAUAUUAUUUAUAAAAAUGUUUUAUCAAAUGUUAAAAAUC
This is a messenger RNA of Trichoplusia ni (cabbage looper), 1080 nucleotides long. Its product is annotated as ankyrin repeat domain-containing protein 39. Gene Ontology annotation, molecular function: protein binding. The transcript has 3 exons. Bases 299 to 835 code for a protein of 178 amino acids. The record is from RefSeq and is a predicted model, not a curated record. Lineage: Eukaryota; Metazoa; Arthropoda; Insecta; Lepidoptera; Noctuidae.